Colletotrichum higginsianum IMI 349063 is the source of this 1542-nucleotide messenger RNA. Its product is annotated as Catalytic subunit of cAMP-dependent protein kinase. Gene Ontology annotation, cellular component: nucleus; cAMP-dependent protein kinase complex. Gene Ontology annotation, biological process: peptidyl-serine phosphorylation. The transcript has 4 exons. NCBI's taxonomy places the organism in Eukaryota, Fungi, Ascomycota, Sordariomycetes, Glomerellales, Glomerellaceae. Gene Ontology annotation, molecular function: ATP binding; cAMP-dependent protein kinase activity. Bases 1 to 1542 code for a protein of 513 amino acids. The record is from RefSeq and is a predicted model, not a curated record.
AUGCCUACCCUCGGCUUCCUCAAGAAAAAACGGACGAGGGAGGCCAAUCAGGACUCUCAAGGCUCCAGUCUACCCACCAGCCCGGUAACGCCUACCUCAUCGAAGCCCUUUGACAGUUCCAUCUCGACCACUAUUUCCUCGCUGUCAUCCAAUUCCCAGCACGGGCUGAAGCAGCACGACGAUCCGGCUUCGUCCGAGGCGGCGAAGCAGCAGCAGAUGUACCCCGUCACCGUCCAUCCGCCCAGCCAGCCACCCUACAACCACCCUGCCGGAUCGCAGCAGAACCUCCCCAGCAUCAACAACCUAAUCAACCCGACUCAGCAAGACGGUUCAAACAACGGCCAUAACUACCUAGCCCAGCCGACCCAAUCCUCCCAGCCGAACCCGAGCCCCGGAACCGAUCCAGCCAGACUGCAACAGCAGCAAGCCCAGUCGAUGCUGCACCCGCCGCCGCCGCAGCAGCAGCAACAGCAGCAACAACAGCAACAACAACAACAACAACAACAACAACAACAGUUCGGCAUGCAGCAGCAGGCGGUGGACCAGCAGGUCCGUCAGACCAAGGGGAAAUAUACAUUGACCGACUUUGACAUCCUGCGGACGCUGGGGACUGGUAGUUUCGGAAGAGUGCACCUGGUUCAGUCCAAACACAACCAGCGCUUCUAUGCCGUCAAGGUGUUGAAGAAGGCGCAGGUCGUCAAGAUGAAGCAGGUCGAACACACCAAUGACGAGAGGAAGAUGCUGGGCGAAGUCAAGCACCCCUUCCUGAUCACGUUGUGGGGCACGUUCCAGGACUCCAAGAACCUGUACAUGGUGAUGGACUUUGUUGAAGGUGGUGAGCUGUUUUCGCUGCUAAGAAAAUCCGGGCGCUUCCCUAACCCUGUCGCGAAAUUCUACGCCGCCGAAGUCACGUUAGCACUCGAAUAUUUGCACUCGAGGAACAUCAUCUACAGAGAUCUCAAGCCCGAGAAUCUGCUGCUCGACCGGCAUGGGCACCUGAAGAUAACAGAUUUUGGUUUUGCCAAGCGAGUGCCAGACAAGACAUGGACGCUUUGCGGUACCCCCGACUACUUGGCGCCCGAGGUCGUCUCGAACAAGGGUUACAACAAAUCGGUAGACUGGUGGUCUCUGGGAAUUUUGAUAUACGAGAUGCUGUGCGGGUACACGCCGUUUUGGGACAGCGGGUCGCCAAUGAAGAUCUACGAAAACAUCCUCAAGGGCAAGGUGAAGUACCCUGCCUACAUCAACCCGGAUGCCCAGGACCUUCUGGAGAAACUGAUCACGGCGGAUCUCACCAAGCGGUUGGGUAACCUGUAUGCCGGACCGAACGAUGUCAAGAACCAUCCGUGGUUCACGGAGGUUACGUGGGACAGGCUCGCCCGCAAAGACAUUGACGCACCCUACACGCCCCCGGUCAAGGCCGGCGCGGGUGACGCUAGCCAGUUCGACAGGUAUCCUGAGGAUCCCGAACGAUACGGCUCAUCCGGACACGACGAGUGGGUUCGCCCCCUUGAAUACGGCCAUCUAUUCACCGAUUUCUAA